CAUGAAGCCUAGAAAUGGAACUAGGAAGCAAUCACCCCCACAUUGCUUACCAAAAUAAGCUAUAACUUGGUUAAUAACUUGCUAACUAGCAAAUCAUCAAGAAAUGUGCACACGUGGUGGCUACUGUAAACGUGGCUCUGCGCUCUGAAAGAUCGCAAGUCAGAGUAAUUAUCCUCAGAUGCACAAUACCUACCACGACUCGAUCUUGUAAAGUUCGAUUUGUUUUGUUGCAUUGAAAGGAACUGAUUUUAUUUUGAUUCGAUCACAGUUCCCACAUUCUAAGAGAAAUGUUGAUAUGUUUAUGGGAAGAUAGUGUAAACUAAUGGGGCAACUCUAGUGAACGUCAUUCUGCGUCUCUGUUGGCUGGCAAUUAUUCUGUGUGUAAGAGGAGCUGCGUGACCGUGCACGCACAGUUAGAGGGAACAUUGGACUCAGGCAAGUCAGACCAUUGAUAUGGUAUUAUUGUAAAAAAUGAUGUCCAUUGUCCAGCACUGAGAGGACAGUCAUGUCCAAGGUGUCAACAACUGUUCAGGAAGGAUGUGGUUCCUCCUCUGACACUCCAUCUGUGAAGGACUUGGUGAAAAUUCUCUUUGGUGGCAAAAGAUUUGGCAACCCAGUGGAUGAAGUUUGGACUAACCUUUUCAUUGGGGACAUGUCUGUAGCCAAUGAUCGAUACAGCAUAUGGAAACUUGGAAUCACUCAUGUCCUGAAUGCUGCCCAUGGGAGGCAGCACUGCCUAGGGAGCCACACUUUCUACGGGUCAACAGUGGACUACCAUGGAGUGCCUGCUGACGAUUCACCAUCUUUUGACAUUUCACUGUAUUUCUAUUCCUCUGCCGAUUACAUCCAAGAUGCACUAAACACAGCAGACGCCAGGAUCCUGGUCCACUGUGCUGUAGGUGUGAGUAGGUCUGCUUCUCUGGUGCUGGCCUACUUGAUGAUCCAUCACCACUACUCCUUGCUAGAUGCCAUCACAAAGGUCAAAGAGCACAGGUGGAUCUUUCCAAAUACAGGAUUCCUAAAACAACUCAGAGCGUUGGAUAAGAAACUGCACACAAAGAAACAGGAGAAGAGAGCAAACCCCCGAAGCAAAAGAGGAACUGUAAUUCAUGAACCCUGCAAGAGGAGGGAGACUAGAGGUAAGUUGAGCAGACUGAGUGGGAGUUCUACCAGCAACAGGAGUUUCAGACCACCACCAUCACCACCCAGACAGCCAGACAUGCUCCAGGGCAUGGACAGCAUCAGCAGUUGUUUGGGGGGUUCGGAGGGGGCAGAGAGCAGGUACGAGACUCCCCCAGCCUCAGAGCUCCAGAGGCUGAUGUGGACCAAACCAGGGACCAGUGACCAUAUGGAUGAGGUCCAGCCCAGGAUCUACAUAGGAGACAUGUAUGCAGCCAAAGACAAGAGGACACUCCGGACUCAUCACAUCACCCACGUCUUGAACGCAGCGGAUGGGAAGUUUAAUGUGAACACAGGUGCCAGCUACUACAGGGACACUAAAAUAUCCUACCAUGGAGUGGAGGCAUUCGACAUGCCCUCAUUUGACCUCAGUACAUUCUUCUACUCUGCGGCCAAAUUUAUCAAGACCGCCCUGAGCUCACCCACCAGUAAUGUGUUGGUCCACUGCGCGAUGGGUCUGAGUCGCUCGUCCUCUCUGGUCCUGGCCUACCUGAUGAUCGAUAAGAACCUGACCCUGGUGGAUGCCAUCAAGGCUGUGGCUGCAAACAGAAACAUCUGUCCCAACGCAGGAUUCCUGGAGCAGCUCCGAGACCUGGACAAACAACUCCACUACCAGGCUAGACGACAAUGAGAACACGUUUUUGAUGAGACAUAGAUGGAUAGUCUAAUAGUGUAGAGGGGACGACUGUGCAGUCACUAUACUCAUACUGUAGAUGGUUUUAUUAUUUUGUGUAAAGAUGUGUCAGAAAUAAAUCCAUUGCUAAUGUGAUCAACACAUUCAACUUUUCUCAUAGAAAAUUGUUGUCUAAAAACAAUUACAAGCCACCGGGGUCUGGAUGGAUGGAACCUGGAUGGAAUAUUACUGAUGAUAAUAGCGUACGAUAAUGCCACAUCUUCAAUUUAAGUCUACUAGAAAGUGUUUGUCCUCAGGCCUGGAGGGAAGCUAAAGUCAUUCCGCUACCCAAGAAUAGGAAUGCCCCCUUUACUGGCUCAAAUAGCCGACCAAUCAGUCUGUUAACAACCCUUAGUAAACUUCUGUAAAAAAAUGGUGUUUGACCAGAUACAAUGCCCUUUCACAAUAAACAAAUUCACAACAGACUUUCAGCACACAUAUAGGAAAGAACACUCAACAAGCAUGGAACUUACACAAAUGACUGAUGAUUGGCUGAGAGAAAUUUAUAAAAUUAUUGUGGGGGUUGUCUUGUUAGACUUCAGUGCAGCUUUUAACAUUAUUGAUCAUAGUCUUCUGCUGGAAAAACCUGUGGGUUAUGGCUUUACACCCCCUGCUAUAUUGUGGAUAAAGAGUUACUUGUCUAACAGAACACAGAGGGAGUACUUUAAUAAAAGCCUCUCAAACAUAAUCCAGGUAGAAGCAGGAAUUCCCCAAGGUAACUGUUUAGGCUCCUUGCUUUUUUCAAUCUUUACUAACAACAAGCCACUGGCUUUGAGUAAGUAAGUCUAUGUAUGCGGAUGACUCAACACUAUACACACACACACACACACACACACACACACACACACACACGUCAGCUACUGAAAUGCAAUUGAAAUGACUACAACACUUAAAGAGCUGCAGUUAGUUUAGAAAUGGGUAGCAAGUUAGUACUAAAUAUUUCCAAAACUGAAAGCAUUGUAUUUAGGACAAAUCAUUCACUAAACCCUAAUCCUCAACUACAUCUCAUCAUGAAUAAUGUGUAAAUUGAGAAAGUUGAGGUAACUAAACUGCUUGGAAUAACCCUGGAUUUUAAACUGUCAUGGUCAAAAAAUACACCUUAUGGAACAGCGGGGACUGUGAAGUAACACACAUAGGCACAGACACAUGAUAACAAACUCACUAUACAUACACUUAAACAUGGAUUUUGUGUUGUAGAUAUGUGGUAGUGGACUAUGGGCCUGAAGGCACACACUUAAUAUGUUGUGAAUUCUGUAAUGACUGUAUUGUAAUGUU
Molecule: messenger RNA, 3127 nt
Organism: Oncorhynchus mykiss (rainbow trout)
Lineage: Eukaryota; Metazoa; Chordata; Actinopteri; Salmoniformes; Salmonidae
Source: RefSeq, a predicted model, not a curated record